AGGUGAUAUUGAUGGUUGUUUGUGAGCCGUCAACUUUCAAAAGAGCGAAGGAGCAGCUUUAGCGAUGUGAGCUUUUAUCCCAUGCACAAGAGCGAAUCAUGCAUGCACUAUGACCAUCCGUACUAAUAAGAGUUGCAAAAAGUAAUUGAAUCUUAUUAAUUCCUAUACAAAAGUCAGAAACUUUGGCUUAACCGACAUUGAUCUCAAUAGAUUAGUGUCGGUACCCGGCCCCCCAUCUAAAUUUGUGGACUCGAAGAUAACAACGUCAUUACAAAAAAAAACGAAGAAAGAAACGUUGCAAAUUCAUUCAAUGAACUUGUCAAAACCUAUGCAUAAACUAAAAAAAAUGAUGUAAAAAAAACAAAAAAAAUGUAAAACACCAUGUUAUUUCACUAGUUACAUGUUUUAAGGGACUUUUUCAAGUUCAACACCAUUUUAUGUCAUGAACUUAAUUUGUUCCAGUAAAAAAAACCUAAUUUUGGUAGCCUAAUUAACAUGUUUCUGACCAAAUGACACAAUAUUAUUGGUAGAUCCGAAUGGUUACACACAGAAAUGCGGUUAGGUUAUAUGGAAAAGCUAGCAGUUAGCUAACUAAUUUCUUCGUGCGCAUCAUAUUGUGACACGUCCUACCACACGUCGUCAUAACAUGAUGAGCUCCAUAUGAGUUUAUCCUAUGUUCACAUUUAGUUUCUAAAGAUAAUUAAAAAAGAUUGCAAGAAAACGACAUGAAAACUAAUACCACACGGAAUGGAGAAUGCCUCUUCUUAAAAUCUUAAAACUAACCCCUCCCACUAUCUUCUUCUUAUAUGGCAUAUCUUUCACUAUUUUCUUUUGUCAACUCCUUUGUAUUUUAAUUGUUAUUAUUCAACACAAAAAAAGAAGAAAGAAACAUUCUAUUUCUCUGUCUUUUCCUCAUCUCUUAUCUGAAUUUUAUUUCUUCUGUCCUGCUUUGUAUAACCGCCGGCCGUCGAUGAACGAUCGGAGUCUGAAAAAGUCUCUAUCUGGAAAAACCAACCCCCCUGCGGAUGAUUCCAUAGUUGGAGAUGCUGACGAGAACUUGGAUCUCUUCUCAAUCAAUCGUAGUGGCUUGACUUCUUUGGACGCUGCUUUGAUUAAACCAGGAAAACGUUCUAUCGAACAAGCUAAAGUUUCUAAACCUGAACUUGAUGAUGAGAAAGAACAUUGGAAUGACCAGCUUAAUUAUACCGUUCCUGAAGUUACAUUAGAAGCUCUUUCUAAAUUGGUUCUACAAGCUAGAAACGUAACUUCCCAGCUUCAGUCAAUUUCUACCACAAGAGCUGGUACAAAGGACGAGAGCGAUCCAUCUUCAAAACCAACGAGAAGCACUUCAACAGUACGUCCCUCAAACAUUCCCACACUUCGUCCUUCCAGCAUUCCAACACUUCGUCCCUCCAGCACUGUCAGGUCCUCGUCAGCCCCUAAGAAGACUACUACAACAACAACAACAGCUUCAGCUUCGGUUGCAUCUCCAAAGAGAAGUGUCUCUCGAUCUUUAACUCCUGUAUCACGCAAAACACCAUCACGAUCUUCAACUCCUUCAAGAAUCAGUACAACUAUUCCUACUUUCAAGAAAGCUGGAGACCCUCAAAGAUCAAGAUCGUUGACUCCUAGGUCAAAGCCUCAGAUUGCAACAAACUCAGCUGCACCUUCAAGUAGGGCCAGUGUGCGCUCUACGUCUGCGUCAUCACGUCCAUCACUUUCAUCAACACCUCAGACACCGCCAAGAGGAAGAGAAAAAACAGUCACUCUAGCGUUUGGUCGACCAGUGGCAACCACAAGGAAUGUAACUUCGCCCAAACGUAACACAUCUCCUGAUGUUACAAGAACGAGGUCCAAAGAGAAGUCUGCUUCUUCUUCUUUGAUUCCUUCCUUUUCAGGCCUUUCACGUACACCAGCAAGGGCAAAGCCUGUUAAGUCAUCUGCAGCUGUUUCGGAUCCAACAAGGUCCGGAAAAAAAGUGUCAAAUGCUUCGGUUCAAAUUGCUAACAAUCACAUGGACGCACGAAAGGGGAAAGCAAAUCCGUUUUUAGGCACAAUGUUGUACCCACAAAGCAUCAAAUCUUAUUCAAGAAAGUGGUGUGGUAGUAGUGAAGGAAGCAGCAGCAGUAACCAGGAAGAGGACGAAGGAAAAAGCCUAAUGAAAGAAGAAAACACAGAGAAGAGUGACAGUGCUCGUUACGAGUCACUCUUGGAUGUUAAAGAUGUCAAGGAUACUAACUGGCUACUUAACCUUGAUGAUGAGUCUAAUCAUUCUCUCAUCUUCGACAGUGUUUUCGACUCUCCUCCUGAGCCAUUCUCUCCUCUUUGACUCUUUUUAUAUUAUCUUUUUCUUAAAACACACAAGUUGCUUGGAAAAUAAUUCUUUUUCACUCUUUUUAUUUGUGCAAUGAAAGAGAAUAAUAAAAGAAUGAUUGCUCUACUUGUUGAAAUACAUGUGUUCUUGUAAGUGUUUCUUGUAUUGGUCGACAAAAAAUAUGUACAUCUUUGAGGUUUUUGUUGGUUUGUACAAAAUAGUUUUAACAAAAGAAACUGGAGUUGCACCAGUA
Messenger RNA from Brassica rapa (field mustard), 2567 nucleotides. Its product is annotated as serine/arginine repetitive matrix protein 5. Lineage: Eukaryota; Viridiplantae; Streptophyta; Magnoliopsida; Brassicales; Brassicaceae. The record is from RefSeq and is a predicted model, not a curated record.